AUGGUCGUGUACAACGAUGUAAGGGACUAUCAGCACGCGGCAAGGGCUCAAGGCGCCGCACCAGAAAACCCUCUACUGCUAGACGACGAUGAAGAUGAACAUGUCAACCGCCGCCAAGCGACUCCGAGCGCUGAGGGUCUCCCGUACGACCCCGGGCGUGAAAUCACGCCCUCGGAUACCUACACUCCGCCCGAGCCCUACGACAACUGA
Penicillium psychrosexuale is the source of this 210-nucleotide messenger RNA. RefSeq lists its product as uncharacterized. The coding region runs from base 1 to 210 and encodes 69 amino acids. The transcript is spliced from 2 exons. NCBI's taxonomy places the organism in Eukaryota, Fungi, Ascomycota, Eurotiomycetes, Eurotiales, Aspergillaceae. The record is from RefSeq and is a predicted model, not a curated record.